Molecule: messenger RNA, 1601 nt
Organism: Actinia tenebrosa (Australian red waratah sea anemone)
Lineage: Eukaryota; Metazoa; Cnidaria; Anthozoa; Actiniaria; Actiniidae
Product: prolyl endopeptidase
Biological process (GO): proteolysis
Cellular component (GO): cytosol
Molecular function (GO): oligopeptidase activity; serine-type endopeptidase activity
Source: RefSeq, a predicted model, not a curated record
AUGAAGUACAUACCGCGGCUUGACCUUUAUUCCCUCUUCUUCGCCGCAACUUCAUCGCAGUCUUUGGAUUCAAAUUAACUUUUCCCUAUGGAUUAUUACCCCAAAGUACGCCGUGAUGAUACAGCCGUAGACGAUUAUCAUGGUACUAAGAUUCCUGAGCCAUAUUGCUGGCUCGAAGACCCCGAUUCCGAGGAAACCGCGGAGUUUGUCCGAGCACAAAAUGAGAUAACAAUGGAGUACUUGUCUGAAUGUGACAUACGAGAACCAUUUAAACAACGGAUGACUGAAAUGUGGGAUUACCCGAAAUAUGGAUGCCCUUUCAAGGAAGGUUCCAGAUAUUUUUAUUUUUAUAACUCUGGCCUUCAAAACCAAAGUGUAAUGUAUGUGCAAGACACGCUUGAAGCAGAAGAGAAAGUGUUUUUAGACCCAAACAAGCUGUCUGAAGAUGGUACCAUUGCUCUUGUUGGUCGUGCUUUUUCUGAUGAUGGAGAAUUGUUUGCUUAUUCACUAAGUUCACAUGGGUCAGAUUGGGUCACUAUCAAGUUCAUGAAAGUUGAUGGAGCUGUAGAUCUUCCAGACAAGCUAGAAAAAGCCAAGUUUACAUGUAUGUCCUGGACUCAUGACAAUAAAGGACUGUUCUACAAUAAAUAUCCAGCCAACUCUGAAAAAUCUGAUGGAACCGAGACAGAUCAGAACUUGAACCAAAAGCUUUACUACCAUAAACUUGGAACAGACCAAAGUCAGGAUGUUCUUUGCUGUGAAUUUCCUGAACACCCAAAGUGGCAUAUAGGUGGUGAAGUGAGUGACUGUGGUAAAUAUGUGAUCUUAACCCUCCGUGAGGGCUGUAAUCCUGUAAACAGGCUGUAUUACUGUGAUCUGAACAAGGUAGAUGCUAUCAAAGAUAAGCUUCCUUACACCAAAAUAGUUGAUAACUUUGAUGCUGAGUAUGAGUAUAUAACCAACCAAGGAACAUUGUUUACAUUCAAGACCAAUUUGAACUCUCCUAGAUACAAGCUCAUCAAUAUUGACUUCUUGCAGCCUGAACAGGACAAAUGGUCAACAUUAGUAUCACAAGAGAAAGUGGAUGUUCUUGAAUGGGCUGCUUGUGUAAGACAGGAUUUACUUGUGCUUUGCUACCUUCAUGAUGUUAAGAGUGUCUUACAUCUGCACAGCCUAGCAAGUGGUGAUCGAGUCAUGACCUUUCCUCUGGACAUUGGAUCUAUUGUUGGCUAUUCUGGUCGUAAACGAGAUUCAGAAAUAUUUUAUAAAUUUGAAUCCUUCCUCACACCUGGAGUAAUUUAUCAUUGUGACUUGUCUGAGAAAGAACUGACACCAAAGGUUUUCCGUGAAACUAAAGUCAAUGGAUUUGACCCUAGUCUGUAUGAAACCAACCAAGUGUUUUACAACAGCAAAGAUGGUACACAAAUACCUAUGUUUAUUGUCCACAAAAAGGGCAUAACAAUGGACUCAAAUAAUGCUGUUUUUCUGUAUGGCUAUGGGGGAUUUAAUAUCUCCAUUACACCUUCAUUCAGUGUGACACGAAUUAUGUUUAUCCAUCACCUUGGUGGUAUUCUCGCCAUUGCAAACAUCAGAGGAGGAGG